AAAUAAUUUCGAAGUGUAUGUGAUCAAAGAAAUUCAAGGGAAAUAAAGAAAGAUUUUGUUUUGAUGAAACAAAGAACUGCACAACAUUAGUGUUUACAAAAACUUCAUGAUAAACGUAGAAAAUACCAUGAAAAUGGAAACAAAUGACAGUGAACGUAAUGAGAAGAAAGAGAUAGAGAUAAUAGAGACGAUGGAGAAGUUCGGCAGGUAUCAGAUGCUGCAGUACUUCUUGAUCUGCCUACAAGCUGUUGCCGUCACCAUGUUCAAUGUUAACUAUGUGUUCGUCGCUGGAGACAUUAAUUAUAGAUGCCGUAUACCAGAAUGUGAUGAUCAAUAUCCAGUGUACAAUACAUCAUGGUGGCCGAACAAGAACAUAGACAGAUGUACGAGGCCACUGGUCAAGGAACUUACAGGGGGAUCGUGCACCAAUGACAGUUUCACUGAGGCUGUCGCAGUCUGCACGGAAUGGGUGUACGAAACCAAUGAAACUGUUGUUGCUGAGCUGGAUCUCGCGUGUCAGCCGUGGAAGAUAAAUCUGAUCGGCACAAUGCACAACAUUGGCAUGUCUCUCGCAAUGAUGGCCUCUGGAUGGCUGUGUGAUAGAUUCGGUCGUAUGCCAACAUUGAUCAUGUGCUCGGUUGGAAGCUGCGUCGGUCUGUUGAAAAUUUUCACGACCACCUACUCUGUGUACGUGGUGAUAGAAAUGCUAGAAGCCACAAUCUCUAGCGGAGCGUACACGGCUGGCAUGGUAUUAAUGAUAGAAAUCGGUGGUAAAAACAACAGAGUUUUAGCUGGAGUUAUAUUCGCUUAUGCUGUUUACCUUGGAGAGACGUUGUACGCUAUUAUUGCAAUGUUCCUGCCUUACUGGAAACAUCUCGUUGCUGCUAUUUAUAGCCCUUCAAUAGCAUUCGUCUUAUUAAUAUUUGUUCUCAAAGAAAGUCCUCGAUGGCAAUUACUGAAUGAUAAAACUGAACGUGCUAAGAAUACACUAUUACUUGUAGCAAAAGUUAACAAAGUAAAUAUUGAUAGAGAGAAAUUGCUUCAUAUGAAUGCAGAGGAUUUAAAAAAGGAAUAUAAUAUAAACAGUUAUGAAGAGAGAGAAGGUUUUAUGGCUAUAUUUAAAUCUAGAGAGAUGAUAAAGAGAGCGAUAGUCGCUGCGUUUUGUAAGUUCACGGUUGGCUUUGUGUAUUAUGGCUUGAUGAUUAACUCCGUCUUUUUACCUGGCAACAAACAUACUAAUUUCAUGUUGGCCACCACCAUGUCGUUCCCCGGCGAGCUGAUAUCGUUGUACUCAAUGAAUAAAAUCGGAAGAAAAUAUCCGUUAAUAUUUGGGUUCUUAUUAUGUGGUGUUUUCUGCGUUGUGACUGGCUGGAUACCUGAAGAUUACACUUGGCUUAAAAUAACCGUAUUCCUAUUGGGUAAGCUGAUAGUAUCAGUAUGUUACACUGGAGUGAUCACCUAUACCAUGGAACUCUUCCCCACAAGCGUGAGAGGCACCUUGCUGGGAGUGUGUUCUGUCAGUGCCGCGUUUGGUAGUAUGUUGGCACCCCUCACUCCUAUAUUAAAUUCCGUGUCUGUGGUUCUUCCAUCAAUGAUCUUCGGAAUAACCGCCAUUGUCUCUGGCAUUCUUCUGACGAGGACGCCGGAGACCAAAGACGUGCCUCUCAUGGACACCAUCGACCAAGUGGAGAAAGCUCGAGUAAAGGCACUUCGAGAUGCAAACGUACAAGGCGAAGAUAAUGAUGCAUUUAAUAAAAAUAUCAACGAAUAAUAGACAACACUUUUAUUUGAAACGCUAAACUACGCAAGAAGUUAAUAAUAGCACUGUUUGUUAACUAAAAAAACAAGAAACCAGCUGACUGUUCAAAGUUCGUAAUCAUUUGUUAAAUUACUAAUAUUUCUUGAAGCCAUUUCAGGUUAGCUCUAGGGUUGUGCUAGCACACGGCUAACGAUAAUAGUAGGAUUCGAAUCCACGACUGAGAUCCGUACUCUUAGGUUAUUUACGCUUCAUGCUAAUUGAAC
Molecule: messenger RNA, 2022 nt
Organism: Papilio machaon (common yellow swallowtail)
Lineage: Eukaryota; Metazoa; Arthropoda; Insecta; Lepidoptera; Papilionidae
Product: solute carrier family 22 member 3
Exons: 7
Coding region: 107-1771 (554 amino acids)
Biological process (GO): transmembrane transport
Molecular function (GO): transmembrane transporter activity
Source: RefSeq, a predicted model, not a curated record